UCUUCUCUCUGCCCGCGCCUCUCCCUUCCCGUCCAGCGUUUUGCCCUCUAGUGCCCAUCGGCAACCUCUCAAAGCCAAACCCAACCGAAGCCAUCCUGCGCGCAUUGCUAGCAUUCCAUCUCCCACCGCCGUCGUCGUCUUCGAUCGUCGGUUGGUUGGCAUGGGGGAGGAGCAUCGGCAGCAGCCGGCGGCGGCGGCGUGGCGGCUGAAUGUGAGUGACUUCCAGAUCCCGGAGCGGCCCAAGGAGCCGCCCUUCUCCACCGCCAUCUUCCACCGUGGCCAAGGGAAACAGCGAAAAAUCGCAAAGUACUAUGAGAAGCAAGAGAGCCUUCUGAAGGACUUCAGCGAGAUGGAAACCAUGAAUGAGCUGGGUAGCUUGACUGGUGCUCCUACUGAGGAAGAGUUGGCGAGCCUGGCCAAGGGCGAACGUCUGGCCAUCAACCUGUCCAACAUAAUUAACUUGAUCCUCUUCGCCGGGAAAGUUGUCGCUUCCUUCGAAACCGUGUCGAUGGCGGUUAUUGCCUCGACGCUGGACUCGCUAUUGGAUCUCCUGUCAGGGUUCAUCCUCUGGUUCACAGCGCACGCCAUGAAGAAGCCCAACAAGUACAGCUACCCAAUCGGGAAGAGGCGCAUGCAGCCAGUGGGCAUCGUGGUGUUUGCGUCAGUGAUGGGUUGCCUGGGGUUCCAGGUUCUGAUCGAGUCUGGGAGGGAGCUGGUCACGCAGCAGCACACGACGUUCGACAAGUACAAGGAGUUGUGGAUGGUUGGGAGCAUGCUGUCGGCGGCGGUGGUGAAGUUCUUCCUGAUGCUGUACUGCCGGACCUUCAAGAACGAGAUCGUCAGGGCGUAUGCGCAGGACCACUUCUUCGACGUGAUCACCAACUCUGUCGGCCUCGUUUGCGCCCUCCUCGCCGUCCGGUUCCACUGGUGGAUGGACCCCGUCGGGGCCAUACUGAUCGCGCUGUACACGAUCACGACGUGGGCGCGGACGGUGCUGGAGAACGUGGGGACGCUGAUCGGGCGGUCGGCGCCGGCGGAGUACCUGACGAAGCUGACGUACCUGAUCUGGAACCACCACGAGGAGAUCCGGCACAUCGACACCGUGAGGGCGUAUACAUUUGGGACGCACUACUUCGUGGAGGUGGACGUGGUGCUCCCGGGUGACAUGCCGCUUAGCCAGGCGCACGACAUCGGGGAGGCGCUGCAGGAGAAGCUGGAGCAGCUGCCGGAGGUGGAGCGCGCCUUCGUCCAUGUCGACUUCGAGUUCACCCACAGGCCCGAGCACAAGGCAGACGUGUAGAAGCUAUAGGGUGUACCAGUAUCAUAGCAGUCGCAUGUUAAUUGCUUGGAGCUCUGUUUUCUUUUUUGGCCAUGCUCUUUCGCUUUGUUCAUCUAUUACUUGGAGGUGCUAGGGGCUGGUAAGCAGUCGUUGUAUGACAAUAUGUUCCGAAAGAUCAUGUAGUUUCUUAUUCUAUCUAUCGAGAGCAUAACGCCAUUGCUUUCUGGUAAUUGACCAAGAAAUAACUACCGAGCCGUCGGAUUAGCCAUUG
Messenger RNA from Lolium perenne, 1550 nucleotides. Its product is annotated as metal tolerance protein 7-like. Gene Ontology annotation, molecular function: monoatomic cation transmembrane transporter activity. Gene Ontology annotation, cellular component: membrane. Lineage: Eukaryota; Viridiplantae; Streptophyta; Magnoliopsida; Poales; Poaceae. The record is from RefSeq and is a predicted model, not a curated record. Gene Ontology annotation, biological process: transmembrane transport; monoatomic cation transport.